CCUAGCCAACUCGUGACUCAGGCAGACUAACUUACAGUCCAUCCCCGCCCACGCAACCCGCCUUGUCAGAGCCGAGCAACCAUCCGCUCAUUUAUCUCAAUUGCAGUACUCUCCUCGCCUCGCCGUUGCCCUCCGGACAUGGCUUCGCAGAAUGAUUCCGACGUCUUUAGCGUUCGUAUAGUCUCUCUCGAUUACUACAUGUCGUCUCCGAUCCCAGACCUAGACUCCUGCAGCAGUUCCUUUCUAGGGACCAAGGUGGAGGAGGUUCCCGUUAUAAGGAUAUACGGAGCUACGCCGGCUGGACAGAAGACUUGCCUGCACGUUCAUGGGGCGUUACCAUACUUCUACGUACCUUUUCCUAAACACCUGUUGCAAAGUUCUGAAGAAGGCCAAGCAUUUAUUCAUACUCUAUCAGGUGCUAUGGAGAAAGCCUUAAGGAAUAAGAGCAUUUCUUCAUCAAAGAGGCAACAUGUGCAUGGUUGCAGCCUUGUUCGAGCAAAGAAAUUAUAUGGGUAUCAUUCAUCAGAGGAGCUGUUUGUGAAGAUCUUUAUAUAUUAUCCUCAUGAUAUUUCUCGAGCAGCUAGCCUUCUUCUGGAUGGCUCUAUUCUUGGUACAUCUUUCCAGCCUUAUGAAUCUCAUAUACCGUACCUCCUUCAGUUCUUGGUUGACUACAAUUUAAAUGGAAUGAGCCAUUUGCACACGUCAAAGGUCAAAUUCCGUUCUCCAUUAACAUAUUACUGUAAUGCUGCUUCUUUAAGGAACAAGAAUUUUGAUAUGCCACCAACUCUGAGUAGCAGCACUAGUGAUAAAACAAAAAUAUGGCUUCCUUCCACGGUACCAAGUUCUGCAGUCUGGCCAGAUUCUACUGGCUCGCUUGAUAGCAUUGAUAACAAGUGCAUCGACCUGAUUAGACGUCAGAGCAUCUGUCAGCUAGAGGUUGAUACAAGUGUUGAGGACAUCAUCAAUCAGAAUUUUAAAAUUUACACGUCCCUUUCUCAGACAAGUUUUGAUGUUAGAAUGGUUCAAUCACUAGUACCUAUUUGGGAGGAGGAAUAUGAGCGCUCUGGUAUCCAUGAGGCAACCAAGCUAGAUGAUCCCAAACGAUCUCGUGCAGAUCGGGUCUUGAGAAGUUUUAUGGACGGGCUUAAUUAUGAUAAGCCACUCCAUGAAUUGUGCUUAGAAACAAGCAAUUUUUUUCCAUCCAAGGUCCACGUUGAUGGGAGUGAAAAUGUAGUCAAGUAUAUGAAGCCGUUUAGUGACAUUUUCACGAAAAUUGAACUCACGGGUUCUCACCAGCAUGACAAAUCUCGUGAUGUUUGUUUGGUGGGUGGGGAAGAGGAAAAUAGAAAUAAAGAAACAUCAUCUUCCCAAAGUCCAAUGCGAGGAGAUUUGCAGAGGCUGGAUACUGAAGCUCUAGGACUUUUAAGCUGGCUUGCAUCUUCUCAAGCUGAAGAAGAAAUGGAUACCGGUGAUGAACUACUUCAUGAAGCCAUCCUUAGUCCUUUAUUGCCCGGAAAAUCAUACACGGCAGCCCUCGAGAUAGCUCAUAGGGAUUAUGAGCAUGCUUCUCAGGUAGAAUGCCAGGACAUCCUUGAUUCAGUUGAAGAUAUUCUGAAGUCUGAGAGGCCCAAGGAAGAGGCUUCAACUUCUUUUCAGGGCCUUAUUCUUGAUUCAGUUGAAUGCAUUCUCAUGUCUGAUGGGUUAAAAGAACAGGCUUUAUCUUCCUCUCGGGACCUUUUGGAUGCUGUUUCGUCUGGUGUUAGUAUUCCUCAAGUUGAUGGGUCCUUUGAUGACAAUUGGAAGACUCCCCAGAAAGGGAAUACUUCUGAGGCAAAUAUGUCUUAUGGGGAGGAUAAGGCUGUCGCUCGAUCUGCAGGAAUGGGCCUAAGGGCUGGUAGUAAAAACAAAGAAAGAAAGCUUUGGGGAAAUUUACCUUUUUCUAUCAGUAAAAAUGAGCAUGAAGCUUCUGAAUCUUUCUGUGUUGCUUCUUCUUCAUGUGAUGAGAUGAUAAAUGAUGGUUCUUACAAUCCUCCAUUUUAUCAUAAAGAAGGUAAUCAAUAUGAUGAUUUCAAAAAUGAAAAUGUUAUAGAAAACAAUAGUGAGAAGAGUGGAAAAACAUCAGGUUUGUGCUCUAUAAGAGAUUUAAUGAGGAAAAAACGAUACCUCCGGGUUGAACAAGUGGAAACAACGGUUCAAAAGAAUGAAGACAUGGCACAUGGUCAAAAGCAAGAACUAACACCACAAUUUCCUGUUGAAGAGCCUUCCAUAGGGCGAUCUGUAACUCAUCAAAAUAUACGGGGAAGUAUAGCAUGUUCUACCAUUGCAUCUUCAAAUUUUCAAGGAAUAGAAUGUUUUGAACAUCAUUCAAGUUUUUGUAAUACAGUCCAGAAGGCAUUUUCUCCUUUAUGCACUGGUAAUGUGCAAUCGAGCACAGCUCCAAGUGAGAUUAUUGGUUUUAAGCAAGGGUUUGGCCUUAAUGAACAAUCGAAAAUUUCUGAAGCAGCACUGAAUAUAGAAGCUGGGGAAUUGUCUGUGCUGGAAACUGUACCAAUGCAAUUACUUGAAUCCUCAGAGGUUAAACCAGUGGGAUCUGUCUCGUAUGUUGAGAGACCUUUAAGUUCACCAAACAUAAGGAAAUGUCAAUCCAACCAUAAUGAGAAUUCUGCUGGAAAUGCUGCUUUGAAAUCUCAUAGACACAAAAACUGGAAUUCUGGAAAUAUUGCAAACAACUAUGCAAUUACCUCAGAAGGUGGCAUUGCUCAGGAGGCGCUCCUUCCUGAAAUGUGCCAUAGAAAUUGUCAGCAGUCAACAUGCCUAUUUGAUGAGAAUAGUAGAGAUUUCUGUAAAGAAAAAAAUUUUCAGGAAUUUAUUGAGAUGGCCUUUAUCAACAGACCCCCAUCUAACAUGCAUAUUUAUGAACCAGAAGAAUCAUUACCUGCAGGACAAGCUAAUGGAAAUAUAGAUAAGAGGCAAGGCAUGGAGAACAUAAUGCCCUUCUUCCCAAGGAUCUCCCAGGAUGUGAAUUUAUAUGAUGAGAAUGUUAUUUUUAGUCAGGAUUUUGCACUUGGUAUUCCAACUCACUUUCAGAAUGAUGGAUCAGUUUUAUAUUUGCUGACUCAUGCUCAGUCGCCACCAACUUUGAACACUGUUUAUGAUUGGCUUUUAGGAGAAAAACAGCGUUGCCUACUAGAAGCAACAGGUGCAUCGAAGGAAGGCUUAGAUUCAUACUAUGAUGGAAUGUUGAAUGAAGGAACUACUUCUUGCCAAAAUUCUCCCUCUCCUUCGGCUUCUGGUUGGUCACAGUAUGACUCAACCCAAUCAAACAAAGAAAAAAGCUUCCCGAAAACUGAAAAUUUUCAUCCUGAUAUUGGCCAUAUUUCUUGUGAGCCAAAAUUGAAUAACAUUCCUGCAAAAGAGAAAGUUGUUAAUGAAGAUUUGCGUGAUCUCUCUCAAAUUUCAGGUCCCGAGAAAUAUGGAAAUUCCAAUCCUACUCCUAUAAGUCAACUUGGUUUCCGGGAUCCGGCUAGUGUUGGUCAUGGACAGCAACUAAAAAUAAUAAGCAUGGAGAUCCUGGCAGAAUCACGGGGUGAUCUUAAGCCUGACCCAAAAUUCGAUGCUAUUAAUAUCUUAUCUCUGGUAGUUCGAGAAGAUACAAGCAACGUGUGUCAAUCUUAUGUCCUUUUACGUGUUAUUGAUGAGAAACUGGGUGAAAAAAAUGGCAAUGGUGUUUCUGUUUGCAACCUUUUUUUUUUCACUGAGGAAAAGCUAUUGCUAGAACACUUUGUUGAGAUUAUUUCUUAUUUUGAUCCAGAUGUUCUUAUGGGAUGGGAAAUUCAAGUUGGCUCCCUUGGUUAUCUUGCUGAACGAGCAUUAUACCUAGGUAUGAACUUACUCAAGAAAUUAUCCCGUACACCAUUUCAUGAAAUAAGGGACAAGUUGGAGGAUUCAGGGAAUUCCAAAUUGUCUGAUGUGCAUCCCGGAGUAAUAAUUACUGAAACUGUUAUUGAAAAUUCAAUAAUUGAGGAUGAGUGGGGUCGUACUCAUGCUAGUGGUUUACAUGUUGGUGGAAGGAUUGUGCUUAAUAUUUGGCGGCUUAUGCGUGCUGAAUUAAAACUCAAUAUGUAUACUGCUGAAGCUGUGGCUGAAGUAGUUUUGAGGCAAAAGAUUCCAUUGUUUUCUCACAGGAAAUUGAACCAAUGGUACUCAAGUGGCAUUGGACGAGCAAGGGAUAAAUGCAUUGGAUAUGUUAUGGAGAGAGCAAUGCUUAAUCAUAAAAUUAUGGAUCAGCUUGAUAUGAUCAAUCGGAUAUCUGAGCUUGCUCGUAUAUUCGGUAUUGAUUUCUUUUCUGUAAUAGCUCGAGGUUCACAAUUUCGUGUUGAGUCUAUGCUCCUCAGGCUGGCACACACCCAAAAUUAUCUUGCCAUUUCACCGGGGUAUCAGCAGGUUGCCUCACAGCCUGCAAUGGAGUGUUUACCUCUUGUCAUGGAACCGGAGUCUGGGUUCUAUGUUGAUCCUGUUGUUGUUUUAGAUUUUCAAUCUCUAUAUCCAUCAAUGAUCAUAGCAUACAACCUCUGCUUUUGUACAUGCUUAGGGAAUGCCAUGUCAUCACGGGAAAAUGUUCUUGGUGUUAGUUCUUAUUCACCGGAUGUGCAGAUUUUGAAGGACUUGAAAGAAAAACUUAUGCUGACUCCAAAUGGGGUUAUGUUUGUUCCACCAGAGGUCCGGAAAGGCGUAUUACCUCGACUCUUGGAGGAAAUAUUAUCUACUAGGAUAAUGGUGAAGCAAGCCAUGAAGAAAUUAAAGUCUUCACAGCUAGUUCUCCACAGGAUACUCAACGCACGCCAACUUGCUUUGAAGUUGAUUUCAAACGUCACUUACGGUUACACAGCUGCUGGCUUUAGUGGUCGCAUGCCAUGUGCUGAAAUUGCUGACAGCAUCGUCCAAUGUGGUCGGAGGACGCUUGAAACUGCAAUAUCUUUUGUGAACCAACAUGAAAAGUGGAAAGCGAAGGUUAUUUAUGGUGAUACUGACAGCAUGUUUGUUCUCCUUAAAGGUCGCUCAAAAGAAGAUGCUUUUAUAAUUGGAAAUGAGAUCGCAUCAGCAAUUACUACAAUGAAUCCAGAGCCAGUCGCAUUGAAACUGGAAAAAGUCUAUCAGCCUUGCUUUCUUCUUACAAAGAAACGUUAUGUUGGUUACAGCUAUGAAAGUCCUGAGCAGGAAAAGCCCACAUUUGAUGCCAAAGGCAUUGAGACUGUACGAAGAGAUACCUGCCCAGCUGUUGCAAAGACCUUAGAGCGUUCAAUAAGAUUAAUUUUUGAAAGUAAUGAUUUAUCAGAGGUGAAAUCAUAUCUGAAGCGUCAAUGGACAAGAAUACUAGCUGGCAAGAUAUCCCUUAAAGAUUUUGUUUUUGCUAAGGAGGUUAGAUUAGGCACAUACAGCAGCAGAUCCUCUUCCGUCCCACCAGCAGCAAUAGUUGCAAAGAAAGCCAUGGAAAUGGAUCCCAGAGCAGAACCACACUAUGGAGAACGAGUUCCUUAUGUAGUUGUUCAUGGAGAACCCGGAUCUCGCCUCAUGGACAUGGUGGUCAAUCCUUAUUAUCUUUUAGAUUUGAAUUCUCCAUACAGAUUAAACGAUCUAUAUUAUAUCAACAAGCAGAUGAUUCCUGCACUGCAAAGGGUGUUUGGUCUCCUUGGAGCUGAUGUUAACAAGUGGUUUUCUGCUAUACCUCGUCCAACCAGACCUGUACUUGCUAAACGACAUACCCUUAUGUCGCAUGCUCAGUCAUUCCAUGAAGAUGAUAGUGAUAAUUCUAUGGUUUCUAAGAAACCAAAUGCCAAAAGAAUGCGGAUAGAUACUUAUUAUUCUUCAAAGCACUGCAUCUUGUGCGGCGACUUGAUUCAAUCAUUGGAGCAUUUCUGUGUAAAGUGCUCACGGAAAAAAGCACUUCUAGCGGCUACUGUGGUUGGAAGAACUUCAAAAAAAGAAAGUGAGAUGCUACACCUGGUUGAGAUUUGCAGGCACUGUGGAGGCGGCGAUUGGAUUGUUGAGAGUGGUGUGAAAUGCAUAUCGCUCUCAUGCGCAGUCUUCUAUGAGAGGAAGAAAGUUCAGAAAGAACUACAAUCUCUUUCUUCUUUCGCUACAGCUUCAGGAUUUUAUCCACCCUGCGAUGCUGAGCUGUUUUAGUCUUCAUUUUGCUGGUCUUUCUAUGAAUAAGUUAAAUGUGUAAUUAUGUUCAAUUUAUUUGUUCGUUUAUGUACCAUAUGAUUAUCAUUACUCUGUUAGGCUUUAUUUGGUAUGACUUUCUUUCUGCUUCUUAGAGCAGCUUUUUAGUACAAAAAUUUUAAUUUUUGUAUUAGGAAGCUGCUUUAAGAAGCAAUAAGAAAAUCGUCCCAAAUGAAGUCUUAUUCGUGCAUCUUUAUGGAUAAGAAGUAUUUACAAGCUCACCAAAAAGAAUCAUUUACUCCAUUGUGUUAUUAUCUUCAAAGAGCUCUUUUGAUAAA
Dendrobium catenatum is the source of this 6500-nucleotide messenger RNA. RefSeq names its product DNA polymerase zeta catalytic subunit. Gene Ontology annotation, cellular component: zeta DNA polymerase complex; nucleus. The transcript has 24 exons. Lineage: Eukaryota; Viridiplantae; Streptophyta; Magnoliopsida; Asparagales; Orchidaceae. Gene Ontology annotation, biological process: error-prone translesion synthesis; double-strand break repair via homologous recombination. Gene Ontology annotation, molecular function: DNA binding; DNA-directed DNA polymerase activity; nucleotide binding. The coding region runs from base 139 to 6183 and encodes 2014 amino acids. The record is from RefSeq and is a predicted model, not a curated record.